Molecule: messenger RNA, 3164 nt
Organism: Malus domestica (apple)
Lineage: Eukaryota; Viridiplantae; Streptophyta; Magnoliopsida; Rosales; Rosaceae
Source: RefSeq, a predicted model, not a curated record
CAUUAAAAGAAUUGCAUUUGACAUUUUAAAUUGUUCUUUCGAUGGAUCCUCUCUCAUACCCUCCAAUAAUUGUCAUAUGCCUCCGUCUUUCUUUCUCAUUUUCUUCAUCCUCCGUCCUUUCGUCCCUCCGUCCCACGAAUUAUUUCUGUAACUAGGGGAAUUAGCUUCUAUUUAUCCGUCAGAGGCUGAGGAUCGUACAGUCUUAUGAUAUGAGUAUGUUACAACUGGACUAUUAUCUGUUGGCGGACGAGAAGGAUGGACGUAUAAUUCUUCCUACUUGCCUUCCAAUGAGUAUGAUAUGAGUAUGUUACAUACGGUUACAUAAAUUUUCUUUUGCAUGUGUCGGAUUGAAACUAUGAAAGUAGCUGUGUUAUCUAUCUGUGCAACACAAGAAUACAAGUUGGAAGACUGUUAAUUUUGCAGUUUUAAUCGUAAAAGGUGCAGCAACAAUUAAUGUAUACCAGUACAGCUCUUGAAGCCUACUGUCCAUCCUCACCUUCCUCCCCCCACAACCUCCUCCUCCUCAUUAGAAGAUGAGAUUUACGACGUGUUCUUGAGCUUUAGUGAAGAUACGCGCAAAACAUUCACGGACCACCUCUACUGGAAAUUGAAAGCGGCCAGACUCGACACCUUUAUCGACGAGAACGAGUCAAUGCGAAGAGAGGAAGCUAUAUCAGACAAAGUGAAGCGAGCAAUCCGAGGGUCUAGAAUUGCUGUCAUCAUCUUCUCAAGGAGGUAUGCAGAUUCAAUCCGGUGUCUUGAGGAGCUGGUGAAGAUCAUGGAGUGUAAAAGAACAAUGGAGCAAAUGGUUUUGCCAAUAUUUUAUGAUGUUGAUCCUUCGGAUGUCAAGAAUCAGUCUGGGACUUUUGCAAAAGCAUUUAAGAACACGAAAACCAUUUCCAUCAAGUUAAAGAUAAGGACGAAAAGCUAUGGCUAUGGAGAAAUGCUCUUACUGAAGCUGCAGAUUUGGCCGGUGAGGAUUUUGCAAAGACUGACGGAGCUUGGAAACUAUGAUACGAGAUUUUGUGUGGUCAGAUAUGGAGCUAAUAACAUGGGUCAACGUAGUACAUAAUGCUUUCAGAAGUUUUCAAAAUUUUAAUCGUAUGAAGGAGAGUUUAUCAGGAAAAUAAUUGACGGGAUCACUAGAAUACUGAAGAACACAUCCUUAGGCGUAGCCACCGGACAAGAAGGUAAUCUAAUGAUGCAUGAUAUGAUUCGAGACAUGGGCAGAGAAAUCGGGCUUGCUGAAUCCUCUGGCAACCCUGAAGAACGUAGCAGAUUGCGGGUUCCUGAAGAUGUAGCAGGUGUAUUGAGGAACAACUCUGGUACGAGAAAAAUUAUAGGACUCAGUUUAGAUUCGCAUGAAUCUGACAAGCCUGGCUGCAGUACAGAAUCAUUUCAAAAGAUGCAAAUUUUGAGAGCGCUCAAACUCACUGGAAGUUGCAUGCAUCAUUCCACUCUGGCACGAUCCCCAGACUUUCUAGAAAUCAUAAAACUAGAGAAGCUGAUACUCAAAGGCUUGCCGGAUUUGUCAGAGAUUCACUAUUCCGCAGCACACUUGUUUAACCUGAAUUAUUUAUCACCGGACUUACUGAUGGAACUGAUAAUCGAUGACUGCAAGAGUUUGUCCAAGUUUCUCCCUUCCACGGUACAACAGAAGAACCUUAAGCAUUUAUCGCUUGUGAACUGCAAGUUAACAAAUGAUGCUAUUCCUAAGGAUCUUGGGGGCCUAUCUUCUUUAGAAGUUUUAGAUCUAAGAGGCAAUGCUUUUAGCCGGCCACCUUCCCUCAGUGGCCUUUCCAAGCUUCAAGUCUUACACUUGGGUAAUUGUAAGAACCUUGGGGCACUCCCAGAUUUACCUAAAAAAUCGAAAAUACUGAAAGCGAAUGAGUUCAUGGCACUGAAAAAGAAGACCGUGAGGAGGGCCGACAAAGAACAAUUUAGGGAAGGGAAAUCUGCUGACAGAGAGCAAAAGAAGCUUGAGGAGGAGGCAGCAGAGGAGAAUGAGUUCAUGGCACUGGAAAAGAAACCCGUGAGGAGGGCAGACAAAGAACAACUGAGGGAAGGGGAGUCUGCUGACGACGAGCAAAAGAAGCUUGAGGAGGAGGCUUUCAUGGCACUGGAAAGGAAAGCCGUGAGGAGGCCCGACAAAGGACAAUUUAAGGAAGGGGAGUCUGCUGACGAGGAGCAAAAGAAGCUUAAUGAGGAGGCAGCAGAUAAGAAUGAGUUCAUGGCACUGGAAAGGGAAGCCGUGAGGAGGGCCGACAUAAGACAGUUUAUGGAAGGGCACACAUUUGCUCAUCCUGUUAUUCUUUAUCGUCGGACAGUAUUAAGCAAGAAGAAAAGGACAAUACUUGGUUAUUCAUUAGCCAGUGCAAAAAAAAUUGACUGUACGGUGGCCCAAUAAAAACAAAACACAUGUUACAAUUAUAAUUUUAUAAACCUAAUCUCCUCCAUCUUUUCUCUGUCGAUCCCGCACCAAAAUCCUCCUAUUCUUUAUCGUGGAAGCCAUCGCAGCACCCCCGUCGUCGUCUGGAAUCUCGGUCGUGGAAUCUAUGGUAUGACGAAACAUUCGCCCAAAGUUCAACGAAUAAUUUCAAGCUCCCUCAUAAUUUUUCUUCUGGGUGAAAUAUCCUUCGUAGGGUUAGCAAGAUGUAUCUGAUCUGUCAUGGGUUUGGUGAAAUUUGAGGGGUGCUGUCAUGGCUUCGGGGGAAAGGAGAGGGAGGUGAUGGUGAGGUAUGGCAGUUGUGUACUUGGUAGGAGAGAAGAUGGAUGUUUGGAUACAAGUAGGAGAAGAAAUAGUGUAUUUGGUUGAAACAAUGGUAGGACUUGGGAGAAGUUUCAUUUGACAGGUGUUUUUAAUUUAGUGGUCCACAUAACAUGGUCAGCAAUUUAAAUACUCACUAGUGAGAAUCCAAGUAUUAUCAAGAAGAAAAAACUAGUUCCGAUGAGGAUCGCUCCCUUACCCACCUCCAGGGAGAUGGGAAUGACCGACCUCGGAUGGUCAUGUAAUAGCAUGAACAAAACAUCUCUCUCCCUGUAUUUCGAGUCUGUUCUCCCUUCUCCAAGUCGUGUCUGUCUAGCGAUACAAACAUCUAGGGAGAAGUCCAUACUUCAUUUUGUUCAAUCCUUUUUUUAUUGUUAAGUAACAUAUAAGAAUGAGA